UGCCAAGCUCGUCAAGUCGAGUCGCCAUUCAACUAAAUGUAUAUUGUAGUAUAAAUAGUAGAUUGUGGAGUGGUACCGCUCAUUUUCUUGGCAGGAUGAUUGCCGUCGACAUUACGUACCGUAACGCGUAAUCGAUCCAAUUUUAUUCGGUGCCGACCGUCGAAGAAGUGUUAGUGAAAGUGGUACCGGAGAAAGUUGACCAUUGAACCGUUUGACCGAGUGCGAUAGGCAAAGAUGGAUGUCGAUGAGUUCAGGGAGUUCGGCAAGGCCGCGGUGGAUUAUAUCGCCGAUUACUUCCAGACGAUCAGAGACAGGCCGGUCCUGCCUUCCGUUCACCCCGGCUACCUCGGCGAACUACUCCCCAAGGAACCUCCGCAGACCGGGGAAUCCUGGCAAGAGGUCCUGCAAGACGUCGACAGGAUCAUCAUGCCUGGCCUCACGCACUGGCACUCGCCAAAGUUCCACGCCUACUAUCCGACAGCACACUCUUUUCCAGCCGUUGUCGGGGAGAUGAUGAGCGCUGGGUUUGGCUGCGUCGGACUCAAUUGGGUUGCCAGCCCUGCCUACACAGAGCUAGAAGUUGUGAUGAUGAACUGGCUGGGUAAGCUCCUUGGACUUCCAGAAGAGUUCCUCAAUUGCUCGGAUGGCCCUGGCGGUGGGGUUAUACAGGGCUCAGCAAGCGAGGUGACCUUCAUCGGUCUUCUGGCGGCCAAAGAAAAGAAAGUGAAAGACCUGAUGGCCCAAGACCCCACUCUCAAAGAAGCUGACAUCAAAGGAAAACUGGUCGCGUACUCCAGCGACCAAUCAAACUCGUCAGUAGAGAAAUCCGGUCUUUUGGGCUCAAUGCCGAUGCGGCUGUUACCGGCAGACAAAGAAGGCAAACUCAGGGGCGACACGCUACUCGACGCCAUAGAAAAGGAUAAAGCCCAAGGGCUGAUCCCUUGCUACGUGGUGGCUAAUCUUGGAACCACGCCUACGUGCGCCUUCGAUGAUCUGGCCGAACUUGGACCCAUUUGCAACAGGGAUAAUAUUUGGCUUCACGUAGAUGCAGCUUACGCAGGCACCGCGUUCACGUGUCCUGAAUACAGGUAUCUCCUCAAGGGUGUGGAGCACGCCGACUCCUUCAAUUUCAACCCCCACAAGUGGAUGUUAGUGAACUUCGACUGCUCGGCAAUGUGGGUGAAAAAUGCCAGGUACCUAGUCGAAGCGUUCAACGUCGAGAGGAUAUACCUGAAGGACCAGCACAAAGGCCUGGCGCCCGAGUACAGACACUGGCAGGUAUCGUUGGGCAGACGGUUCAGAGCGUUGAAACUGUGGUUCGUCUUGAAGAUAUACGGAGUCGAAGGGAUUCAGAAGCAUGUCCGCCACCAGAUUUCCUUGGCCAAAUACUUCGAGGAACUCGUAAGGACAGAUGACAGGUUCGAAGUUUGCACGUCGAGCAUGGGCCUCGUCACGUUCCGGCUCGAAGGUGACAACCAGCUUACGAAGAAUCUGAUCAGCAGGAUCCAAGAAAGGAAGAAUAUUUUCGUCAUACCAGGGCAGUUCCGCAACAAAUAUGUGAUACGAUUCGCGGUCUGCAGUCGGUUAACAGAAAGGAGCGACGUUGAAUUCUCCUGGAAGGAAUUCCAGUCCCAAGCGGACGAAAUCAUCGUCUCGAAGAUCACCAGCGAGGUCGGCGAUAAGAAAGGCAUCGGCGCUAUACAAUUAUCGGAUGCCGGGUGUGAUAAGAACAGUAUCGAAAAGUGCAAGUAACGGUAUAGUGUUUAGUGAGAGAUAAUCACAUUUUUCGCCAAAUGCAUUUGUUUUUGCUUGACACCAUCUACGAUAAGUACUUAUCCUAUAAAAGAAAAACGAAAAAAACCGCAAGACGCAUCGAUGCUAUGGAUUUUCGUUCCUAUCUCAUAGCAGGAGCAGAGUAUCACUUGCAUACCUCCAUGCGUUUCUGUGAACCUGAUAACAAGCGCUCAAUCUUUCAAUUUUACGAAGAAAGCCUGAUCGGCAGUGCGACUUUAAGGAACUUAUAGAUUUGCAUCAGGAUCGCAGAAACUACGAGGGACAUAGAUGCCAAGUUCUGUGAUCCUGAUAGCAGGUCACCGUCCAACAAUUGUACGAGAAAAAUCUGGUCGAUAGAUUUGUAUCAGGAUCGCAGAAACGGCAAGAUGCUGUGGAUUUGAAUUCGUGUUUGCCUAAUAGCAGGAGCAGAGUAUCAUUUGCAUACCUUCUCGCGUUUCUGUUAAUCUGAUAACAGGUGUUCAAUCUACUAAUUUUACGAAGAAGCUGUGGUUGUCAUCUGUAUCAGGAUCGAAGAAACUGCAAAAAGCAUCGACGCUAUGAAUUUGAACUUCGUUCUUAUCUCAUAGCAGGAGCAGAAUACCACUUGCAUACCUCCCUGCGUUUCUGUGAAUCUGAUAACAAGUGCUCAAUCUUUCAAUUUUACGAAGAAAGUCUGAUCGGCAGUGCGACUUUAAGAAACUUAUAGAUUUGCAUCAGGUUCGCAGUAACUACAAGGGACAUAUAUGCCAAAGGUACAAGUUCUGUGAUCCUGAUAGCAGGUAACCGUCCAGAAAAAUCUGGUCGAUAGAUUUGUAUCAGGAUCGCAGAAACGGCAAGAUGCUGUGGAUUUGAAUUCGUGUUUGCCUAAUAGCAGGAGCAGAGUAGCAUUUACAUACCUUCUCGCGUUUAUGUUAAUCUGAUAACAGGUGUUCAAUCUACUAAUUUUACGAAGAAGCUGUGGUUGUCAUCUGUAUCAGGAUCGCAGAAACUGCAAAAGGCAUCGAUGCUAUGGAUUUGAACAUCGUUCUUAUCUCAUAGCAGGAGCAGAAUACCACUUGCAUACCUCCCUGCGUUUCUGUGAACCUGAUAACAAGUGCUCAAUCUUUCAAUUUUACGAAGAAAGCCUGAUCGACAAUGCGACUUUAAGAAACUUAUAGAUUUGCAUCAGGAUCGCAGUAACUACGAGGGACAUAGAUGCCAAAGGUACAAGUUCUGUGAUCCUGAUAGCAGGUCACCGUCCAACAAUUGUACGAGAAAAAUCUGGUCGAUAGAUAUGUAUCAGGAUCGCAGAAACGGCAAGACGCUGUGGAUUUGAAUUCGUGUUUGCCUAAUAGCAGGAGCAGAGUAGCAUUUGCAUACCUUCUCGCGUUUAUGUUAAUCUGAUAACAGAUGUCCAAUCUACUGAUUUUACGAAGAAGCUGUGGUCGACAUCUGUAUCAGGAUCGCAGAAACUGCAAAAGGCAUCUAUGCUAAGGCUUUGAAUUUCGUUCUUAUCUCAUAUCAGGAGCAGAAUACCAUUUGCAUACCUCCCUGCGUUUCUGUGAACCUAACAGCAAGUGGCCAAUCUUUCAAUUUUACAAAGAAGGCUUGGUCGACAGUGCGACUUUAAGAACCAUAGGUUUGCAUCAGGAUCGUAGAAGCCAAGAGGAGCAUCGAUACCAAGGAUACAAGCUUCACGCGAGUAUCAUAGAUAGAGCACAGUUCUAUUCACAUACCUUCUCGUUGUUCUGUGGUCCUGAUAGCAGGUCACCGUUACACAAAUUGUACGAGAAAAAUCUGGUCGAUAAUCCGAUUUUCAUAUCAUAUUUUCAGAAUCGCAGAAACGGCGGUUUGAAUUCGUGUUUGUCUUAUAACAGGAGCAGAUUACCAUUUGCAUACCUCCUCGCGUCUCUGUUAAUCUGAUAACAGGUGUACAAUCUACUAAUUUUACGAAGAAGCUGUAAUCGACAGUGCGUUGUUCAGAAACUUAACGCACUGUAUCAGAAUUGCAGAAACGACUGGGAGCAUAGUUGCCGAAGAUCAAAUUUCGCCUCAGCAUCAUAACAUAAGUACCUCCUCGCCCUUCUGUGAUCCUGUAAUUUGUCCACCAAUUUUACACGAACAUUCUGCGAUUUUCAGAAACCUAUAUGAUCUGUAUCAAAGUCGCAGAAACUGCAAAAAACGGCAUCGAUAUGUAUUUGAAUGUCGAUCUUUUCCCAUAACACGAGCAAUUAAAAUUGGAAAUUCGCAUAGCCCGAAGUGUUCUCUGUUUUGGGUUUCCUCUAUGUACCUUAAAUGAUAUUAAAACAUGCAAAAUUAAAUCUAAAAUUGUAUUUCACGCUUUCUCCAUUAUUAUUAUUGUCAAGCUGUAAACGAAACUGCAAUAUUUGUAAAUAGCAUAGUUUUUGUUGUCUCCUGAAAACUCAAAUUUUGUAACCUAUGUGGUUUUAGAAAUGGCUGAUUCAGUUGUCGUAAAUAAAAGAUUAAUUAAUACCUUCAGGGUGUAAAUGCAAUAGAAUCGUGUAAGGUUUCAAUAUUGUAGAUGAUGCUUCAGUAUAUGUGAUGAAAAUUGUGAGGUUAACCCUUUUGUAGAAGCCGAAACCAAGUUGUACGUUUAUUUUAGUUAAUAAAUUGUAUUUAUAUUUA
Molecule: messenger RNA, 4398 nt
Organism: Acanthoscelides obtectus
Lineage: Eukaryota; Metazoa; Arthropoda; Insecta; Coleoptera; Chrysomelidae
Source: the annotation of a GenBank genome assembly